AUGAGACUGUCGAUCCCGCUGCUCUGGACGAUGGCAGGACUUAUGUUGAUGCCUCUUCCUGGGGAAAGUACUGAGCCCAGAUGUGACUUGUAUUCCUUACCUGGAUGCCCAAGAAACUUUAAUCCAGUUUGUGGGACUGAUGGAGAAACAUACGCAAAUGAGUGUAUGCUUUGCAUGACAAACAGAGAACAUCACAAGGAUAUUCAAAUUGCCUAUAAGUCUUCAUGCUCAUGA
Elgaria multicarinata webbii is the source of this 234-nucleotide messenger RNA. It is a transcript of the gene SPINK2, whose product is annotated as serine peptidase inhibitor Kazal type 2. Gene Ontology annotation, molecular function: protein binding; serine-type endopeptidase inhibitor activity. The transcript is spliced from 4 exons. The record is from RefSeq and is a predicted model, not a curated record. Bases 1 to 234 code for a protein of 77 amino acids. Gene Ontology annotation, biological process: spermatid development; negative regulation of serine-type endopeptidase activity. NCBI's taxonomy places the organism in Eukaryota, Metazoa, Chordata, Lepidosauria, Squamata, Anguidae.